GAAGCCACCUGACUCAAAGCAAGCUGCCAUGGCCAGCCAGUCUCAGGGGAUCCACCAACUCCUGCAAGCAGAGAAGAGGGCCAAGGACAAGGUAGAGGAAGCCAAGAAGAGAAAAGGGAAGCGAUCAAGGCAAGCAAAGGAGGAAGCAAUGGCAGAAACUGACCAGUUCCGAAUCCAGAGAGAGAAGGAAUUUCGAAUGAGACAAUCUAAGGUAAUGGGCUCUCAGAGUCACCUGGCAGAAGAGAUAGAAGAACACACUGCAGGGAAGAUGCAGGGACUGAAAGGAAGCUACAGCAUGGGCAUGGACAGUGUGAUCACGCGGCUUCUGGGCAUGGUCUGUGACAUAAAACCGGAAAUCCACGUGAAUUACAGAGCCGCCAACUAACCGCACACAACGCCCUGUAGAAACGGCUGCGUGGCCAUCUCCUGGUGCCUCAGGGUUCCUUGUUCACAGUAAAUAUUCCUCUUAAAUUGACCGGACAUCUUCACGUUUCAGUGUGACGGAAUUCACAUGGGC
Molecule: messenger RNA, 517 nt
Organism: Tupaia belangeri chinensis (Chinese tree shrew)
Lineage: Eukaryota; Metazoa; Chordata; Mammalia; Scandentia; Tupaiidae
Gene: ATP6V1G3
Product: ATPase H+ transporting V1 subunit G3
Exons: 3
Coding region: 29-385 (118 amino acids)
Biological process (GO): synaptic vesicle lumen acidification
Cellular component (GO): vacuolar proton-transporting V-type ATPase complex; synaptic vesicle membrane; vacuolar proton-transporting V-type ATPase, V1 domain
Molecular function (GO): proton-transporting ATPase activity, rotational mechanism; ATP hydrolysis activity
Source: RefSeq, a predicted model, not a curated record